AUGUCUGAUCAGAAGCCUAUCGAGCAGACUCCUGCCACUGAGAAGCCCGUCGUGGAGACGGCCGAGUCCUCGGAAACUCCCGCGGCCCCUAUUGUUGAGAACAAUGGCACUGAUACCGCGACUAAGCCUGAGGAACCCGCCAAAGAUGAGCCUGUGAAAACUCAGGAACAUGUCAGGAAUGAAGUCUUGCCUGCUACGGCCACCACUGUUACCGCCGCCGAGCCUGAGGUAGCUAAGCCCGAGGAGCAAAAGCCCCAGAAGCCAGAAUACGUGACCAACGUUCCGUCCCUGGGCGAGUUCUUCGACCACCUCCCCGCCAUUCUCACCAAGACUGGUCACGAUGAGAUGUGGGGUGUGCCUCUCAAAGAUACCGCGGAUAUUCCCACCGUCAACGUGCUGAUCAAGUUCCUCCGAGCCAACGAGGGCAACCUGGCAGCCGCCGAGGACCAGCUUCGCAAGGCUCUCGAAUGGCGCAAGCAGACCAACCCAUUGGCGCUAAUCGAGACGGGUCGCUACAGUGCUACCAAAUACGGGGGUUUGGGAUACCUGACUACCUAUGAGCAGGAUGGUCGUCCUCUGGUCUUCACGUGGAACAUCUAUGGCGCAGUCAAAGAUAUGAGCGCGACCUUUUCAGACUCGGACGAAUUUGUCAGAUGGCGCGCAGCCCUCAUGGAACUUGCCGUCCAAGACCUGAAGAUGAAGGAUGCCACGACCGUGAUCGACUACGACGGCGAAAAGGACCCUUACCAGAUGGUCCAAGUCCACGACUAUCUGAAUGUCAAGUUCUUCCGUAUGGACCCCGCAGUUCGUACCGCGACGAAGAAGACCAUCGAUGUCUUCUCCACCGCGUACCCUGAGCUGCUGCGCGAGAAGUUCUUCGUCAAUGUGCCCUCCAUCAUGGGCUGGAUGUUCUCUGCUAUGAAGCUCAUUCUAAGCCGCAACACGACCCGCAAGUUCCACCCCAUCACCAAUGGCGCCAAUCUCGCUCACGAAUUCCCUGCUGCGAUCGCGGAUAAGCUCCCUAAGACCUAUGGUGGAAAGGGUUCGGUCCUGAAGGACGACGGGGAGGCUCGCACAGUCCAGCUGAUUGAAGUUAAGGAAGUGAAUAAGGAGGAGCCUAAGGAAGAGGCGAAGCCUGCUGAAACUUCUGGCGAAAGUGCUGCUCCUGCUGAUGCCAUUGUGAACCCCGAGGCAGCGAAGGAAGCUUCUAAGGAUGAGCCCACUGCCACUGAGCCUGCCAAGGAAGAAACUGUCAAGGAAGAGCUCAAGGAGACAACUCAGGAGCCUGCCAAGGAGGAAGUCAAGGAGGAAACUAAGUAA
Penicillium waksmanii is the source of this 1320-nucleotide messenger RNA. It is a transcript of the gene sfh5, whose product is annotated as CRAL/TRIO domain protein. The record is from RefSeq and is a predicted model, not a curated record. Lineage: Eukaryota; Fungi; Ascomycota; Eurotiomycetes; Eurotiales; Aspergillaceae. Gene Ontology annotation, cellular component: plasma membrane; cortical endoplasmic reticulum; cytosol. Gene Ontology annotation, molecular function: phosphatidylinositol transfer activity. Gene Ontology annotation, biological process: regulation of exocytosis; Golgi to plasma membrane protein transport. Bases 1 to 1320 code for a protein of 439 amino acids. The transcript has 2 exons.